Macadamia integrifolia is the source of this 823-nucleotide messenger RNA. Its product is annotated as 26S proteasome regulatory subunit RPN13-like. The coding region runs from base 55 to 462 and encodes 135 amino acids. The transcript has 6 exons. The record is from RefSeq and is a predicted model, not a curated record. Gene Ontology annotation, cellular component: cytoplasm; nucleus; proteasome regulatory particle, lid subcomplex. Gene Ontology annotation, biological process: ubiquitin-dependent protein catabolic process. NCBI's taxonomy places the organism in Eukaryota, Viridiplantae, Streptophyta, Magnoliopsida, Proteales, Proteaceae. Gene Ontology annotation, molecular function: endopeptidase activator activity; proteasome binding; ubiquitin binding.
GUUUGAUUGUUUUUUCUUACUUUCAGAGCUGGAAACUUGGGUGGUGAAGCUACUAUGGAUGUAACAUCUUCAUCUGGACCAGUACAAUUGGCAGAUCUUCAAAGAAUAUUAAGUAACAUUGGACCUACAGAUGCUACUGGAGAUCAGGAUGGAGGUUUGGAAUUAGGAGAUAUUCUAAAGCCUGAUCUAAUAAUGCCUUUGAUUGAGACAUUGUCAUUGGAACAGCAAUUAGCAUCAUAUUUGCCUGAGGGUCAAUGGACUCCUGAGGAUUUGAUGGACUUGUUUCAAAGUCCGCCUUUUCGUCAACAAGUAGAAGCAUUUACUUAUGUCCUUAGAACAGGGCAGAUUGAUCUCUCUCAGUUUGGAGUUGACCCUAGUAAAUACAAGUUCACUGUGUUGUCUUUCCUUGAGGCACUGGAGGACUCUGUUGCCAAAGCAUCGGAAGCUGAUGAGACAGCAUAAACAAGGCAGGAUGAGAACAAGAACCCCUGGUCUCGGAUAUGUAGGGGCAAAUGAUGCAAUUGAUGAAGGUUGAUAAUGAACACUUCAUAUACAUUCUCAUUGUAAAUGAUUAUAUUUGGUGAUGAAACAUAAAAGUAUGUUGUUCGGGGCAUGCAUUUGCAUUGAGUGAGACGGAUAAGAGAGAAAAGAGGAAAGGUUGUGUUAUUCCAUUGGUCUUAAUAUUUGUAUCCAUAAAUCAGUAAGCAUCACCAUUUUAUUUUUUUGGGUUCCUGUUAACCCUGUUACAUCUUUGGCUUUCUUGAAAUGGGAACAACUUCUUAUGACCAAAGUGGUGGGCUAACAAGAUGUAACCUUCUUUUUA